This is a messenger RNA of Exophiala spinifera, 2253 nucleotides long. RefSeq lists its product as uncharacterized. Gene Ontology annotation, cellular component: lipid droplet. The transcript has 2 exons. Lineage: Eukaryota; Fungi; Ascomycota; Eurotiomycetes; Chaetothyriales; Herpotrichiellaceae. Gene Ontology annotation, molecular function: lanosterol synthase activity. Bases 1 to 2253 code for a protein of 750 amino acids. Gene Ontology annotation, biological process: triterpenoid biosynthetic process; ergosterol biosynthetic process. The record is from RefSeq and is a predicted model, not a curated record.
AUGGCGCGCACCCUUCGAUCUGCCCAGAAGCCCAUACCCACGAAUGGCAGCAUUCGUGCGGCAAAUGGUCACGCUAAUGGCACACCGAAAGAGCACUCCCAGCACACUGGCGGCGAGACCCUCGAUCGAUCACGUUGGAGAUUACGCGCAGAAGGUGGCCGUCAUACCUGGCACUAUCUAAAAUCCGAAAAGGACGUCCAAGAAUGGCCUCAGACAGUCGCCGACAAGUACUACCUAGGCCUUCCAACAAAUCUUCCUGACCUCCCUCCUGCUUCGAAGCCAUCCGAAUCCAUAGACAACUGCCUUACCUUCUACUCGAAACUCCAACUCCCCCCUGGCCACUGGGCUUGCGAAUAUGGUGGACCUCUCUUCCUUCUCCCCGGAAUUGUCAUUUGCUGGUACGUGACGGGCACUCCCAUACCGGCAGAAUACGAGGUUGAAAUCAGGAACUACCUGUUUGCGAGACAAAACAAAGACGGUGGAUGGGGGCUACAUGUCGAAGGACACAGCUCUGUAUUCGGGACAGCCAUGAAUUACACACUCCUACGGAUUCUUGGUGCCAGCGAGGAAGACCCUCGCCUGAUAAAGGCAAGAGGCAAACUUCACCAACUUGGCGGCGCCGUAAACGGUCCUCACUGGGCCAAGUUCUGGCUGAGCGUCCUGGGCAUAACGCAAUGGAGCAUUGUCAACCCAGUUCCCCCAGAGCUCUGGCUUUUGCCUGACUGGGUGCCGUUCGCGCCGUGGAGAUGGUGGAUUCACAUGCGUCAAGUGUUCCUGCCCAUGAGCUACAUCUGGUCAAAGCGAUACACCAUGCCUGAAAACGAUCUCAUUCGCUCUCUACGUCAAGAAGUCUUUACUCAACCGUACGAGACUAUCGACUUUGGCUCGCACCGAAACUCCAUUGCCCCAGAAGAUAACUAUCACCCCAAGUCUUGGCUACUCAAGCUCCUGAUGUCAAUUCUUGUAUGGAUAUGGAUACCCUUACUUCGCACAAAGAGUCUCAUUGACAAGGCUGAAUCCUGGGUAUGGAGGCUGGUCCAGUACGAAGACCACAACACUGAUUAUGCCGACCUUGCACCCGUCAAUGCUCCGAUGAAUACACUUGUAUGUUUCAUCUACGAGGGCCCCGAGAGCUACUCGUUCAAACGGCACCUUUACCGUCUUGAGGAGUAUCUUUGGGUCAACAAGGAGGGCAUGCUUGCAAAUGGCACCAACGGCGUUCAAGUGUGGGACACAUCCUUUACCAUCCAGGCAUGCGUUGAAGCUGGGCUUGCCCAAUCGCCCAAAUGGAAACCCAUGUUGACUAAAGCCCUCUCGUACCUCGAAUCAGAGCAAAUCCGUGAUGAGGUAAAGGAUCGGGAGAUCUGCUACCGUCAAUCACGAAAAGGCGCGUGGCCUUUCUCGACCAAACUCCAGGGCUACACCGUAUCAGACUGUACGAGCGAAGCCCUGCGUGUUGUUCUACUCUUGCAGAACGCACAUGGUUACAAGCCACUCCUGGAUGACAGACGGAUCAAGGACGCCGUUGAUGUGCUACUGACCAUGCAGAAUAAACACACCGGCGGCUUCGCGAGCUACGAGAUCCAACGCGGCAGCGAAUACAUGGAACUGCUCAACGCCGCGGAAGUCUUUGGUCGCAUCAUGGUCGAGUACGAUUACCCCGAGUGCACAACCGCCGUGGUAACGGUGCUGUCGCUGUUUCAGAAGUACUAUCCCGAAUAUCGAACCGAGGAGAUUCGCCGCAUCAAGGAGACAGCGUGCCAAUACAUCCGCCGGGCCCAGCGUGACGACGGCUCCUGGUACGGCAGCUGGGGCAUCUGCUUUACGUACGCAGCCAUGUUCGCGUUAGAGUCCCUGAGCUCCGUCGGCGAGCUCUACAGCAAUUCCGCGCGCGUCAAGAAGGCGUGCGAGUUCCUCCUUUCGCACCGCAUGGCCGACGGCGCCUGGGGCGAGAGCUACCGUGCAUCCGAGCUCAAGGUGUGGGUCGACCAUCCCGACAAGUCGCAGGUCGUGCAGACGUGCUGGGCCGUGAUCGCGCUGAUGUACGCCGGGUACCCUGACAAGGAGCCCAUCCGGCAGGCUCUCCGCGUGGUCGUGGGCCGCCAGCAGAGCAACGGCGAGUGGCUGCAGGAGAGUAUCGAGGGUGUGUUCAACUGCAGCUGCAUGAUCACCUAUCCCAAUUACAAGUUCUAUUUCCCUGUAAAGGCACUGGGGAUGUAUAAGGCUAGAUGGGGGGAUGAUUCCUUACUCUAA